This is a messenger RNA of Mercenaria mercenaria, 2682 nucleotides long. RefSeq lists its product as uncharacterized. The transcript has 8 exons. NCBI's taxonomy places the organism in Eukaryota, Metazoa, Mollusca, Bivalvia, Venerida, Veneridae. Bases 264 to 1256 code for a protein of 330 amino acids. The record is from RefSeq and is a predicted model, not a curated record.
CUGUGGCUGUUACGAGUCUAGGCUUUUCCAAAUUUGAAAAUGUCGCUGUAAUAUACAAAAUCAACACAUAAACAAGAUUUUAAGUUAUAUUUGAGACUGUAAUUUUUUUCAUAUAACCAAUAAAAUAAAAUAUUUUUUUCGACAUUAAUAAGGAUAAUAUUGAACAAAAUAUAUAGGGAUUAUCUAGCUGAUGGAAUAGCGGAAGUACACAACAUACCGGCCAUUUUCUUUACGCGGUGAAUUUGAACAUAACAACAAACAAGAUGAAUUCGAAAUCUGCAAGGAGAAUAAAGCGACCUGCUAAGUUUACUGAUGGCGAAGUUGGCAACGAAUUAACUGUAACUGACAGAAAUGCCCCAUAUGUGACUGUGCAGUUUGCAGAGGAAGACCUUGAAAAAGACAUUUAUUUCCUGGGAGAUUUAAAGGGAGUUGAUAAUAAAGAGGUAGAAGCCUUCAGCACACUCAAACUUGGUCAACAGAUACUAGCCAGAUGCUCUGGUAAUGUGUACUGGGAGGCCACUAUUAAAGCCAUCAAUGGAACAUCAGUUCAAGAUGGAGACUGUCCAGCUGUCAAAAAAUUGAGGAACGAUGCCAAGAGAGAGAAAAAUAUUAAAGUAAAGAAAGGGAAAAUUCUGGUCUCAGAAAAUGAAGAGAAUGGUCACAGAAAUAAACAUAAACAGCACUCUGGUCAGAAAAAGAAAGAAGUUGUUCGUAUACCUGCUGACAGAGAGGCAGACAAGAAAGUUUCCUCAAAUGCUCAAAAAAAGAAAGGUGCUGAAAAUCAAGGUAUUGUGUCGAGAACAAAGGCAUACAGACCGAAAACGAAGCCUGAAGUAGACUUUGCUGACUAUGUCAUAGUUGAAAAAAACAGGACUGCACCUGAAGGUUUCCAGUUAUUAUGUGAAGGGGCCAGUAUAGCUGUUCGGCCCAUGUGGCUUGAGGAGCUUCUGGCAACGAUAAACAAAGCCAGAACAAAAAAAUUAAAGAAAGCUGCCCGCCAAAACAGAGAUGUGAAGGAGGAUGAGUCCUCAGAAAUUAUAAAAAGGCUAAUUGAUGGAUUUUUUGAGCCAUCAGAACUUGCGGUGCAGGGAGGGACUUCAGUCUUCAAAGACAACCCUGUAUAUCUGUCCUUGAAAAGGUAUGCUGUUCAUGUUCUCAAGACGAAUAAAACCAAAUUCAGAAGAGCCUGGAAUACAAAGAUGUGCGCUGCUAGACAGACAGUGGAUCGUCUGAGUGGGAAACAAAAGAGCAAUUAAUUGCAAUCCUUCGUACAAAAACUAUAAAGUCUGUGAUUAGGAUCGAAUUAUAGUGUCUACAUAAGUUCUUUAUAUUUUUCUUUGUAAUGGAUACUGUUAGUUACACUGCUUGUUGGUGACAGGAUACGCAGAGCACAUGUUUUGGACGUCUCACUUCAAGGUCAAGAUCACACUUACGGGUUAAAGGUCAUAUCAGUGUUCGGUGUCCGCUCUGUAACUCUUGAAUUGCUGAAAGGAUUUCAAAGAAACUUGGCACAAAUGUUCUUCACACCAAGACGACAUGCAGAGCUCAUGUUUUGGAGAUGUGUCACGCGCAAGACCCAGGUCCGUAGGUCAAAGGUCCUAAACUCUAACAUCGGCCAUAACUAUUCAUUCAAAGUGCCAUCGGGGGCAUGUGUCGUCCUAUGGAGACAGCUCUUGUUUUUUUAAUUACUUCCCUUUUAUGUUAUUAUAAAUAGCUUAUUUUGAAACUUGUUUAUUAUUGGCCAAAGGGGAAAAUCCAAGACCACUUUUCUGUGGUACAACAUUGAUGGAACUUCCAAUUUUUAGGUGUAUUUUGACAUGUAUGUACCUGGUAAGGAUUUAAUAUUUGGUCCUUCAUGACUUGUGAAGAAAACAGCAAUUUAAAUUUAAUACAAAACACUUGUAACAUGCCAGUGUAUAUAUCAUUUUGCUGGUUUUUGUUUUAUUUUUUUUUUAUUUUUAUUUUUUUUUUUUUUGUUUCUUUUUUACAAGAAACACACCCAAUUGCCAAAUCAUAUUAACACUUGUUAUUUAGAAUAUAUCCUUGAUUUGUUUUUAGUAUAGUCAUUUACGACUCAAUUUUUGAUAUUUUAUUGUUAUUAACUUUUGUUAAUAGUCUUUUAUUAGACAAUUACUGGAUAAUUUUCUUUUGUGCAUACAUGCAUGCCAUUUUUAAAAACGUUAAGAAAUUUUCAAAUAUUUGGUUGUUCAAGAAAACAACAAUUUAAAAUUUAGUACACAACAGUUGUAACAUGUAUGUGUGAGUGUAUAUAGCUGGUUGUUUUUUUAUGUUUUUUUUUAAGAAAUUUAACACAUAUACCUCUUUGCCAAAUCAUUUACUUGUCAUUUGAUUUGUUUUUAGUAUAGUCAUUUACUAGUCAUUUUUUAAUAGCUUCUUGUUAUUGUUAACUUUUGUAAAUAGUCUUUUAUUAAUCAAUUACUGGAUACUUUGCUUUUGUGCAUACAAAGUAUAGAAGUCAUUGACUAGUCAUUUACUUAAUAUUGCAGAAGUCAUUUACUUUGUAUUGCAGAAGUCAUUUACUUAGUAAAUCAGAAGUCAUUUAUUUAUCAACUACUUCUUUCCGGUUGUGUUAAUUAGUAUUUUACUAGUCAUUUACUGAGUCAUUUACUACCUCAUUUGCAUGUGAAAUUUUGCACUACUGAAGUACUAGUAAAGGAUGUA